Molecule: messenger RNA, 1596 nt
Organism: Indicator indicator
Lineage: Eukaryota; Metazoa; Chordata; Aves; Piciformes; Indicatoridae
Gene: SPPL2A
Product: signal peptide peptidase like 2A
Exons: 16
Coding region: 1-1551 (516 amino acids)
Biological process (GO): membrane protein proteolysis
Cellular component (GO): Golgi-associated vesicle membrane; cytoplasmic side of endoplasmic reticulum membrane; lysosomal membrane
Molecular function (GO): aspartic endopeptidase activity, intramembrane cleaving
Source: RefSeq, a predicted model, not a curated record
AUGAGAGCGGCCGGGCUGCUGCAGGCCGCGCUGUGGGGCCUGCUGCUUGCGCCGGUAACUGCAGAUGAGGGGAUCCUACAUGCUACAGGAAGUGGUGUACCUCCAGUGACAAAGGAUUACUGCAUAAUUUACAAUUCUAAUUGGAUAUCUCUUCCAAAGAGCCUAGACAAUGCUACUUUAAUGGCUUUGGAAAACCUGACUUCUACAGUGCUCUGCAGUUCUUCUGAAGUUCCUUCUGGCUUAAUGAAGGACAAAGCAGUUGCUGUGAUGAGAGGAAACUGCACUUUUUUGGAGAAAGCAAGAAUUGCACAAAAUUCAGGUGCUAAAAUGUUGUUGAUUGCCAGUAAAACCAGGCUGUCUGCUAUUUCAGAUAACAAGACUGAUUUUGAAGAUGUGACUCUACCAGUUGCUCUUAUAAGAUAUAAUGACAUAGUAGAUAUGCAGCUGGUGCUUGGAAAUGAAGUAAAUGUGACUCUGUAUUCACCACCUUUGCCAGAGUUUGAUGGCAGUAUGGUUGUCAUCUUCCUAAUUGCUGUGUUUACAGUGGCACUUGGAGGCUACUGGAGUGGAGUAGCAGAACUUGAGAAUUUGAAAGCUGUAGCAAGUCCUGGGGAGAGAGAAACAAGGCGGAAGAAAGAAGAAAAUGUCACUUUCACCCCUCUAACAGUUAUCUUAUUUGUUGUCAUCUGUUGUGUGAUGCUGCUCUUACUUUAUUUCUUCUACAAAUGGCUAGUGUAUGUUAUAAUAUCAGUCUUCUGCUUGGCAUCUGCAAUGAGUCUAUACAACUGUCUUGCAGCACUAGUAGGAGAAAUACCGUUUGGGCAGUGCAGGAUUUCAUGUUGCAACAGAAGCAUUGAAAUGAGGCUUAUUUUUCUUGCUGCAUUCUGCAUAGCAGCAGCUGCUGUCUGGGCAGUGUUUCGAAAUGAAGAUAGGUGGGCUUGGAUUUUGCAAGAUAUUUUGGGAGUUGCUUUCUGCCUAAACUUUAUCAAAACACUGAAAAUGCCCAACUUCAAGUCCUGUGUGAUACUUCUUGGCCUUCUCCUUCUUUACGAUGUGUUUUUUGUCUUCAUAACACCAUUUAUCACAAAGAAUGGGGCAAGUAUAAUGGUUGAAGUUGCAGCUGGUCCCUUUGGAAACAGUGAAAAGUUACCUGUGGUUAUUAGAGUGCCUAGACUUGAAUACUCUGCAUCGACACUCUGUGACAUGCCAUUUUCAUUGUUGGGUUUUGGAGACAUUAUUGUCCCAGGGCUUCUGGUUGCUUAUUGCCGAAGAUUUGAUGUUCAAACAAGUUCAUCUUCUGUAUACUACAUUUCCUGUACAAUAGCUUAUGCCUUUGGUAUGGUGUUGACUUUCAUUGUUUUGGCAUUAAUGAAGAUGGGACAACCUGCCCUUCUCUAUCUUGUACCAUGUACACUCAUUACUAGCUCACUGGUUGCUUGGAGGCGCAAAGAGAUGAAGAAAUUCUGGAAAGGAAACAGUUACCAGGUAUCGGACUCCUCCAGGACGCCUUUGCUACAAGAUGAUGGAACACCUGGAUUACACAGGACAUGAAGAAAACACAGCAUCAGCCAGUGAACAGCCUGGAGGACAAUAACA